This is a messenger RNA of Saprolegnia parasitica CBS 223.65, 484 nucleotides long. RefSeq lists its product as hypothetical. NCBI's taxonomy places the organism in Eukaryota, Oomycota, Saprolegniomycetes, Saprolegniales, Saprolegniaceae. The record is from RefSeq and is a predicted model, not a curated record. The coding region runs from base 32 to 394 and encodes 120 amino acids. The transcript is spliced from 2 exons.
GCGGAAAGCGCUCACGGGUCUCCUUCUCGACAUGAGUGCCGCGCGGUCGUUCUACACAACGGACGUCGGCCUCAAACUCUAUUUGCACCCAACGUAUAGCACGUACGUGGCCACGACAACGGCACCGCAGAGCCGAAGCGACUGGGAAAAAUCCGUGCUCACACACGCCAGCAAGCCACAAGUGAGCUCGCUCGCCGACGUCUGUGCCAGCAUGGCCACCUCCGACGCCAUGUGCGAAGUAGGCGCCGUCGUCUCGUGGAAGCAACUGCGAGGCGUCUUUUACACGUUUGACGCGACCGAAGAGCCGGAUGAAAUGGCGCUCCGGACGUCGUACAGCGGGCCGUGGACGAUGCAAGUCGAGUCGACGCCGUCACGAGCCUGUAGCGUCCAGUAACAGGACGCCGUGUUCCCAGUGCAUCGACAAGUCGGUCGGACGCUGGUUCGUGUCGUUGGAGACCAGUUGACCCCUGGAUGGACCCAAGAG